UCAUCACCCAGCUGCUUGAGCAAACCCAGCAAGCUUACUCACUUGCCAAGUUCCUUUCCAACCCAAGAAAACGAGGUAGCAACCAUGGUGCUUCGCAUGCAAAGCCUCACCCCUCCUCGUCGCGUGUCGGUGGACGGCCCAAUCAUCGUCGGCGCAGGCCCUUCCGGGCUGGCCGUUGCGGCCAGCCUCGGCGAGGAGGGCAUGCCAUUCCUCAUGGUGGAGCGCGAGGACUGCAUCGCCUCGCUUUGGCAGAAGCGCACCUACGACCGCGUCAAGCUGCACCUCCCCAAGCACUUCUGCGAGCUCCCUCGCAUGCCCUUCCCCGACCACUACCCGGAGUACCCCACCCGCCGCCAGUUCAUCGACUACCUCGUCGACUACGCCACCAAGUUCGACAUCAAGCCGGAGUUCAACACCACCGUGCUGUCCGCGCAUUAUGACAACACCUCUGGCCUCUGGCACGCGCAAGCCACCAGCACAGGUGGUGACCAGAUGGAGUACAUCGGCCGCUGGCUCGUGGUCGCCACCGGCGAGAACGCCGUCAACGUUGUCCCGGACAUUCCCGGCCUCGGCGGCUUCUGCGGCGAGGUCACCCACGUCAGCCACUACAAGUCCGGCGAGCCCUACCACGGGAAGCGCGUGCUCGUCGUUGGAUGCGGGAACUCUGGCAUGGAGGUCUCCCUCGACCUCUGCGACAACGGCGCCCACCCCUUCAUGGUGGUGCGCGACGCCAUGCACGUCAUUCCGCGGGAGGUGCUCGGCAAGUCCACUUUCGAGCUCGCCAUGCUGCUCUUGGCGUGGCUACCUCUCUGGCUCGUGGAUAAGAUCAUGAUCUUCCUCGCCUGGCUCGUCCUCGGCGACCUCGACAAGCUCGGCAUCCACCGGCCGGCUGUCGGCCCACUCACGCUCAAGCACACGCUCGGCCGCGCCCCGGUGCUCGACACCGGCGCGCUGGCCAGGAUCAGGUGCGGCCAAAUCACCGUCGUCCCCGGCAUCACCCGCUUCACGAACUCCGACGCCGUGCUCUCCGAUGGCACCACCGUUCAUGUUGACGCUGUCAUCCUCGCCACCGGCUACAGAAGCAAUGUGCCGCAGUGGCUCCGGGCAACGGACUUCUUCGGCAAGGACGGCUACCCCAAGACGGAGUUCCCAAACGGCUGGAAGGGCCAGUUUGGGCUCUACUCCGUCGGCUUCGCACGUCGCGGACUCUCCGGUGCCGCCGCUGAUGCCGUGCACAUCGCCAAGGACCUCUGCCAGGUCUGGAAGGAGGAGUCAAGGCCCACAAAGAAGGCCGGCCGGCCGUGUUAUAGGAGAUCUAUCUCCGUCGUCUUGUAAUCUCUCUUCUGACAGUAAUUUGUGAAUAGCUUUAGCUAGCGCGCGCGCCCUGUUUGCGUUGCUUCAUCGUGUAAAACUUGUGCAUCCCUAAGACAGAAAGAAUUUUAAGAUAUUUGAAUUAA
Messenger RNA from Lolium perenne, 1457 nucleotides. RefSeq names its product probable indole-3-pyruvate monooxygenase YUCCA5. Gene Ontology annotation, molecular function: N,N-dimethylaniline monooxygenase activity; NADP binding; flavin adenine dinucleotide binding. Lineage: Eukaryota; Viridiplantae; Streptophyta; Magnoliopsida; Poales; Poaceae. The record is from RefSeq and is a predicted model, not a curated record.